UAUUUCCAACGCAACAGCAAGCUAUCGGAUGUAAACAGAAGACUGAAAAGCCAGAUCUGGAGUUCAGUGGUGACCAUUGUACUCGUGGAGGGUCGCAAUCUUCUUCCAAUGAACAUGGAAGGAACAAGCGAUCCAUUUUGCAAAUUCAGGCUCGGCCAAGAGAAAUACAAGAGCAAAGUGGCUUACGGAACGCUCAGCCCCUCGUGGCUGGAGCAGUUUGACCUGCACAUGUAUGACGACCAGAGCCAGGAGCUCGAGGUCACGCUCUGGGACAAGGAGAGGUCAAAGGACGACUGCAUCGGCAGG
This is a messenger RNA of Frankliniella occidentalis (western flower thrips), 306 nucleotides long. RefSeq names its product multiple C2 and transmembrane domain-containing protein 1-like. Lineage: Eukaryota; Metazoa; Arthropoda; Insecta; Thysanoptera; Thripidae. The record is from RefSeq and is a predicted model, not a curated record.